This is a messenger RNA of Triplophysa dalaica, 5257 nucleotides long. It is a transcript of the gene usp6nl, whose product is annotated as USP6 N-terminal like. The transcript has 14 exons. The record is from RefSeq and is a predicted model, not a curated record. The coding region runs from base 895 to 3465 and encodes 856 amino acids. Lineage: Eukaryota; Metazoa; Chordata; Actinopteri; Cypriniformes; Nemacheilidae.
AGAAUAGAGCGAAGCAGUCCUGGUAUUGAUUUGGAUGUUUGCAACAGCAAGAGAGAGAGUAGUCUGUAGAUAGAGAGAGAACUGUAGUCACUUUAUCUAGAUGGUCUCUCUCACCUGACACACAAACACACUGCGGUUAUAGGAGAUUGAACCGGACUCUUGGUGUCUCUCUGCCUUAAACGAGAAGAACCACAGCAUCACUGAGUGGAAGAGGAAUUUGUGUCUGAGAAAGAGAGAGAAGCAACGAGAAAAAAUGUAAGCGAUCAAGAAAGAAGACGCGGACCCUCGUGUUUGGACCACAAGGACUUGGAGAAAGCAAAUUCUGCAGGAGUAUUUUUUCGCAGGACCCGGUGUUGUUGUUCUUUAACCCUGAGGCUGUGGAUUUGAUACGGAAUUAGGAAGUUAGGAAUAUUGAAUUUAUGCAUUACUAAUAUGUUUUUUUGUUUGUGUUGUGGACCAAAGCUAUUGCUGGAUUUGCUAUUUUAUUUUAAAUGAAAUGACAUUAAUGGGACCAGAGACACUAUAAAGAGGAGGAGACAAGAUACUCGAAAAACAUGAAUGGAAGAUCCCAUUUGCUAUUUGAUAGAUGCAUCGGCAGUUUACUUUAGAAGUGCACAUUUUUUUGUUUAUCGAAUAGGAUGUCAUUUUAGAUUUGAUUUCAGAUUUAUUGAAACGAAUUCUUGACAAACAUCUGGACCUGUGCACCGUCAAAGCAUUACCACAAGGACCAGUAAAUUAUAAUACUUGGUUGGAUGACCUAGACAAGACUUUAUCGUAGAAUUCUUUUCAUGUGUAUUUGUGAAACAAGAAUGAGGCUCUUCGGUCUUUGUUCUGCACUGUCUCCACCUCCUGCUACACCUUGUAUUCACAUCUCGGCUCCGCCUACAUCUAAACAUGCAGGUGCUGCAGAUUGUUAAAGAACUGGUGUCGCCCUCUCGCCGCCGUGCUGCUAGCAGGUUUGCAGCGUCUGAUUUGGAGCAGGAUGCUGCAGGAAAGUUGGAACAGGAGCGAGCUGAGAUAAUCGCCAAAUAUGACAAGGGUAAAGAAAGUGCACAGGUGGAGACGUGGGAGGAGACCAACUUUGAUCUGUAUAAAGUAGUGGACCGCUUCGGCUUCCUGCAUGAGAGUGAGCUUCCAGCAUAUGACAUAGGGGAGGAAAAGCAAAAGCAUUUGGAAAUUGAGAGAACCGCAAAAUGGCUGAAAAUGUUGAAAAGCUGGGAAAAAUACAAGAACAGCGACAAGCUGAUGAGGAGGAUCUAUAAAGGGAUUCCACUGCAGCUGAGAGGUCAGGUUUGGUGUCUUCUGCUCGACGUCCCCAAAAUCAAGGAGGAGAAGAAGGACUUUUAUGAGAAACUGAAGGUCAAAGCAAGGAGUCUGUCUCCAGAUGUUCGUCAAAUUGAUCUGGAUGUAAAUCGUACAUAUAGAGAUCACAUUAUGUUCAUGCACCGCUAUGAUGUCAAACAACAGGAUCUGUUUCAUGUGCUCACCGCAUACUCCGUUUAUAACACGGAGGUGGGCUAUUGUCAGGGCAUGAGUCAGAUUACAGCCCUAUUACUCAUCUACAUGAACGAAGAGGAUGCUUUCUGGGCGCUGGUCAAACUGCUGUCGGGACAGAAACACUCUAUGCACGGUUUCUUUGUACCAGGGUUUCCUAAACUCUUGCGCUUCCAGGAUCAUCAUGACCGCAUUCUGCAGAAGCUGUUGCCCAAACUCAAACAACAUCUAGAUAAUCAGGAAGUGUUCACCAGCCUGUACACCUUGAAAUGGUUCUUUCAGUGUUUCUUGGAUCGGACUCCAUUUACUCUCACCUUGAGAAUUUGGGACGUUUAUAUUCUAGAAGGAGAGCGAAUUCUGACGGCGAUGUCUUACACCAUACUCAAACUCCACAAAAAGACCCUCCUAAAGUUGUCCAUGGAGGACCUGGUCAAGUUUCUUCAGGUGACCCUGUCAAAGGAUUUCUUUUACGAGGAUGACAUUGUAAUAGAACAGCUUCAGAACUCCAUUUCUGAGCUCAGACGCUCUAAACUUGAGCUGCCACCUCCAGGUAAAGACGAUGAGUUUCCUAAGAAACCAUUAGGUCAACUUCCCCCCGAGCCUCCUGGAUUGGCUGGAUCAGCGACCAAUCACGUGGGUAACGGGCAACCGGUCGGACAGAAAGUCGAGGGUCCUCCUCGUGGUCAUAGCCCUGCUGCAAGCGCCGUCAGUAAAGAAGCAGGGUUUGUACGCAUCUCUGAUGGAUCGCCUGAGAAGCAUCAAGAGAGCCGGCCGACAAUCUCCCUGGACAAAGUGCACCAUCCUGGCAAAAGUGAAAGGGAGAGGGGAGCGGACCCUUCCAAGGAAAAGUUCCCAACUCCUAACAGCACGACAGAUAGUGGCAAAGUAUCGACCCAAAACCAGAUACAUCGCAACACCAGUGCUAGAUCUAGCAUGCGCCGGGACAUCACACCCCGCUGGGUCAAGCCUUCCGAGGUCAAACUGGAAGCGGUCAAGGCGGCAGCACUACGGGAAAGCCAGUCGAGUCUAACGACGGGCGUUCCACCCUCCCCGAGCCCCCAAACUCCAGAGGAGGUUGCAGGGGCACAACGGCGGCCACGUUCCAGAGGGUUUGCGGCAGGCACCAACCGCGCAUCCAACGCCUCGCAAUACGAUAAUGUACCGGAACCGGAUGGAGAAGUCAUGGAGAUCAUAGAGCUGGAGAAGCCACCAUCUCGCCCUCCCUCCCGACCACACGGGGGACCCUCUAUGAAGCAAGGCAGCCCCACCCGUCCCCCUAGUGGUGGACCCAGUGUUUCUCAGAAUAGAAUGCCUAAACAGAGCAUGAUGUCUUCCAAACCAGAACUGCGUGCACCUUUGCACUACCCACCCGGCAUGACGCCUGUCUACACUACCUACUUAUCAGAUUCUCAGCAAGAGGAGAGACCGUACGGCCCGCAGUUUGGCGAGCUAAUUUACGCCACAACAUCACGUACCUCAUCUAACAAUUCUCCAGAGAAAGCACUAAUGCACAACAGCUACAUAACAUACCGGCGGUCACCACCCAGCAUGCCCCCUUUAAGGGUAGAUCCAGCGGAGCUUCAAACCCAAAUGGACAGUGUCGGUGAGAGCGGGUAUUACCUGAGACAGCCCACACGGUUGACGGGUUCUCCCGCUUAUUCAGCCACAGAACUGCAAUAUGAGGGGGGAUCCAGGCGGAGAGAGGGCUGGUAUGGAGAAAUAGAGGCGGGGCCUCCACACUUUUCAGCAGGAUUACCUCGAUCUCCCAGCUUCCAGAAAGCUCAGCUGUCUCCCCUUCACCCCGGUCAAGAGUUUUCCUUUGCUCCCACGGCCAUCUCGGAUGCUGUGCUCAACUUUAGAGGACCCUACCAGGAGCAUUCUGGCAGGCAACAGCUCCCCCCGCUGUUUGGAGUUCAACACUACAGGCAAGCGCAGGAGGCCUUUGCAAUGCAAGAGUCAAUGUUACUCUGAGGUGAACAAACUGGAUUAGAACUAAAUGGACUAACGUAAGUGAUGGCUAGCGAGAGGUUUUGUUGUUUGUGUUUUGUUUGUUUCCUCUGCAAGUCUUACUGUAACAAACGGUUUGUCAGUUCCAACCGUUUGUACUGUACAAAGACUGACUGAAAAGAGUUUAUUUUUGUUCCUGUCAGUUCUUUAACUGCCGAUGUGAGCUAUAUAAUGGUUAAUCAUGCUACGAGAGAUUUUUUUUUUUGGUUGGCACACUGAGAUAUUUAAAUGGAUUUCCGGAGGGCUUCUCUCAUAUGGACACAGUUACUGGUUGACAUCUAUUUUUUACAUGUUUCAAAUAUAAAUACUUUAUAAUUUGAUUGUGAAUAUAUUUUUCAAGAACAAUGACUUGUGUAAGAAAGUAUAAUCAUGAACAAACUAUAACAGUGAAAGAACUGUUGGAUAAAACCUUUCAGUGCAUAGCUACAGUGUUCAAAUAUUUUUUGUCACGUUAUAAGAGUUCAGAUAUUUUAUGUUAAGCUCAAAGGGAAGUCAAUUUAGGACGCCCUCAAAACUUUUUGCCAGUGACCUGCAAAUGCAAUACAUUAUAAAUCAUGACUUGAUUCUGAAAACCACAAAUACCGAAUCUAGACUACACAAGGUAAAUUAUGUCACUUUUUAAUAGUCAAAAAUGUGUUGUGUUAUCUGAAUUCACAGUAUGUCUGUGCUGCAGUGUAUAUUUUAAUAUCCAAUCUUAAAUCUUAGAAUGCGAUAAAUGGUCUAGGUGUUUGUGGUGACAUGCAGCUGGUGUGUGUGAAAGUCGGUCCAAUAUGUGUUAUUACCUGGUAAGUCUUCUAAUAAUGAACCUUUAUGUAAUUGCGAAAUUGUUUAAUUGCGGUUUUACAAAUAGCACAGGUUUUGUGACGGGAUCAUGCUAUGAGUUAAACUGACACAGAUCUAUUGGUCCUGUUUUGUAGGUGCGCCGUUUUCUAAUCUAAAAAGGGAAACUAGAUUGAGCUCCUUCCCUCAUAACCCAUUGACCUAUUUUUGAGGGGCCGCUUCUUGUCUUUUUCUAAAAUCAGCUUGAAAUCAUUGACUUAUGGCUCUUCAUGUGUUAAAACCUGAUACGAAUAUAUUUAACUAAGCACACUGCUGUUCUGCAUGGGUCAUCCGACUGGGUUUCGGCUCUGAUUUGUAUGUUUUAUUGAUUUUCAUGCAGCGUUUUUCAAAUUUUAUUUUAUUUUCCACCGGAAUAUGAUGUAUAGCUGGGUUUUUCUAAUUUUAUUGAUUAAUCUGUUUAUACCUGUCUUGAUGGCAUCUGACACUACCAACUCAAUUGCCACUUUCAUUUCUCUAACACACACCCAAUAUAUAUGCUGCUUGACACGCAGUAAGUUGUCUGCGCUUCAAAUACCACAAAAACUGUCUUCAGACUGUAUGUUGUUUUUAAGCAUAGAUUAACUUUAUCAAAAUAUAACCUGUCUAUUAGCUCGACCGGCUUUCCAAACAGCUUCCACAACAUUCCACACUCUUAAGGUAUUCUUUUUAUUGAUUUGCAUUGAUUCAUAUCGCUGCAAUAAUAACAAUGUUAAUAUUUCAAUGUUUUAUUUGUUAAAAAGCAAGCUAACUUAUUUUCUGCUGUAGCCCCAAAAUGGGUUGUCAUUAUACAGACUUGUUUAUUAUACCCAUAUUUCAUUUCAUACAACAUCCCAGUCUUUUGAUUGUUGGAUUGAACAUUAUUCCGCUGUUAGCCUACUAAAUGCAACUUUGUUUUCAGAUUGUCCCUUCUCUAAUAAACAACAUGAGGUGGUUUAAA